Molecule: messenger RNA, 2823 nt
Organism: Penicillium atrosanguineum
Lineage: Eukaryota; Fungi; Ascomycota; Eurotiomycetes; Eurotiales; Aspergillaceae
Exons: 3
Coding region: 1-2823 (940 amino acids)
Biological process (GO): positive regulation of TORC1 signaling
Cellular component (GO): cytoplasm
Molecular function (GO): protein binding
Source: RefSeq, a predicted model, not a curated record
AUGGAGUCCGCCAUUCGUUGGUCGCCGAGCUCAACCCCCACCGAGCAGCGCUUCCUCUCGGUCGACGUCACUGGCAAAUCGUUUCGUUUAUGCAGGGUCACUGGCUUUGAUGGGCUGAAGCUCCGACAUCAAAUUGUAUCCACCCUAACGGACGUCCCCCUCUUUCGCGCAUUCGACUGGUCCACCUCCAAUGAGAACUUGAUCGCUGUAGGCCAAUCGUCCGGCGAAGCCACCAUUCUACGAUUAGACGCCAACGUAAAGGAGUCGCUCUCCUUCCCCGUCCGCAAUCAGCGCUACUGCAAUGCGGUUGCCUUCAGCACACAUGGCUUGGUGGCAUCAGGCCUUGAUCGCGUGCGCAACGACUUCUGCUUGAACAUCUGGGAUGUGAACCAGCGGCUGGGUCCUGCAGGAGGAAGUAAGGGCUUUCCAGAACCCUUGAGGAAGCUGGCUAGCUCUGAGCCUAUCACAAGUAUCAAGUUCUUCCGUGAUCAACCGGAUACAUUGGUCACUGGAGUGAAGGGCCAAUUUGUCCGGAUCUAUGAUCUCAGAGAGGGUCCUGGUAACCCAUCUCUUCAGUUCCCAACCCGUUGUGUUCACAAUUUAGCGAUCGACUGGCUCGAUGAGAACUACAUCGCAUCAGGUGCAACAUCCUAUGACAGCACCAUCUGCGUCUGGGAUCGGCGAGUGGCCUCUCGACUGACAUCUCCAUCGGUCGGAUCUGCGACUAAUCCGGAAUCCGGCCAAGCGGCGGCGGCUCUACAAUUCAAAAACGUCUUCGGGCCGAAAUCCUCGAUCUGGAGUCUGCGAUUCUCCAAGACCAAUCGCGGCUACCUAGGUGCACUCGCUAAUACAGGCCACCUCAAAACAUAUGAUAUUGCCAAAGACCACGUGCCAGAAGAGAGCCGGGCUUCAAUCGACGACACCCUCGGCUCUGGCUCUUUCAAAAACUACGCAGAGCCCGUGUACACGAAGUAUGUGCGAGAUGUACGUGCUCCGUUCGACCAUCCAACGCAGGGGGGUGACGAGCGAGAAAGAAUCGUGGCUUUUGAUUUCUUGAAUCUUGCUAUUUCCGCUCAAGCCAGUGCCGUUGCCCUGGAUGGCAAUGGGCAACCACAAAUUGUCACCGCGCGGCCACCGUGUGCGCCUGUAGAUCUCUCUUCCCAAGGAGUUUUGGCUUGCGGCGUUGCAUUGAGGGAUUCGGAUAUCAGGACCAUCCAUCCUCUGUCCGAGCAGAUAUCGCCUAUAUCUGAGCUCAUCGGGAACAUCAGAACACGCGUGCUAGCAAGCUCCAAAGAAGCCAUGGUUAAGUCGGACAGGAAAUCAUCAUUAUCCAACUUGGUGAUUUCCGACCCUGUUCCGAGUCGAGAAGGCCGGGAGCGUGCACUAUCCCUUGGAACUCUGGGGACUCUGUUAAGUGCGAAAGAAGCCUUGACUCUGUCAACAAUCGGCCAGUUCCGGUGCAAAGAAGGAUAUCUGUUUGAUGAGGCUAAAAACCGCAAGAUCGUGUCAGAUGAUGCCGCUCUUCUGGAUUUCUGGGCCUGGGUUGAGCGACAUGGCAACGAGAAACGACGCAUUAGCACAAAGGCGGAUGGCCCUAAAAGCGCAGCCGAAGCCAUUGGCCUCCUUGCCGAGCGUUUGAAUCUACCAGAAGUGAAGGGCUGCGAGACUGCAUACCCCGAGCACCGCCGACUUUGUCUCCGUCUCUGCGGUGCGGCACAGUCACACAAAGAAUUGGAAGAGCUGGUGAAGAAUCUCUCUUCGGAAAAUCAACACACUAAAGCCGCCGCUUUGGCUGUCUUCCAGGACGAACCGAAGCUGGCCUAUCUCGGUCUUCGGAGUAAUCAGCCCACGCAAGCCCACAAGCUCCUCGCGAUGGCCAUUGCCGGUUCUGCAAAGGGCGACAACAGCUCUGACUGGGAAGAGACAUGUGCGGAGAUUUCCAAAGAACUCACAGACCCGUACUCGAGGGCUAUUCUUGCUCUCGUGAGCAAGGGCGACUGGAACUCGGUCAUCAGGGAGACCACACUGCCAUUGAAGUACCGAGUCGAGGUUGCACUGCGCUGGCUUCCAGACAACGAGCUGACUGAGUACCUCCAGAAUGCCACAAUAGGGGCUAUUCGUGAGGGCGAUAUUGAAGGGGUCGUUCUUACAGGUCUGGGCCACAUGGCCAUGGGCCUAUUCCAAUCAUACAUUGACAAGUUCAACGAUGUCCAGACCCCAGUGCUGGCUAUGAGCUACACCGUCCCGCGAAUUGUCAGCAGUCCAGCGUCUAUCGCCCAGUUUGAAGCCUGGCGUCAGACCUAUCGCCGGCAGAUGAACUCGUGGAAGCUUCAACUUGAACGGGCCCGUUUUGACGUGGGCUCCCGCCGCUUUGCCGUGACUGUGGAUGGACGCAAACUCACCCCUGCGCCGCCACAGCAAGUUAGUCUGACCUGCAAUUACUGCACGCAACCACUCACUCAGCACGACACCUCAUCCCAAGUCUCUCCCACAGCCCCAUCUGAAACCGUUCAUCCGACCAUUGGCAACCCGCUUGGAUCCGCGAUCCUGUCCGGCACUGUCUGCCCUCGCUGCGGUCGCCAUAUGCCUCGAUGCGGCGUUUGCACGAUGUGGCUUGGUACGCCAGACCCGAUGUCGCGCUCCGGUGUGGCUGCGGAGGCUGAGCCCAAUACUCGCAAGCCUACUGAGGCGGAGGUGAUGCGACGAUUCGUGGUUUUUUGUAUCCAUUGUAACCACGGCUUCCACGCGCAUCAUGCUCGGGAUUGGUUCACACGACACAAGGUUUGUCCAGUUGCAGAGUGCAGCUGCAUCUGCGAUCGAUGA